CUCCCUCCGUCGAUGCCGCCCGCCCUCUCAGACGGUACUGUCAUUAAGUCAUCUGCCCCCUUUUAAGCCAGCUUUUUUAAGCAAAUAUCCACAUUCUCACCACAAGCUGCACCAGCAGAGAACCCAUCUAUUCCCUCACAGAACAGGAAAGCAAAGUGACCUGACGUCAAGAUGGCAGCAAAGGGAGCUGGCAUGGCGAACAAAGGCCCCUCCUACGGCAUGAGCCGGCAGGUCCAGGAUAAGAUUGAGAGCAAGUACGACACGGAACUGGAGCAGGUUCUGGUGGAGUGGAUCUCCCGCCAGUGUGGCUCUGGUGUCGGAAGGCCAGAGUCAGGCAAGGUUGGAUUCCAGGCGUGGCUGAAAGACGGAUGUGUCCUGAGUGAGCUGAUUAAUACUCUUUUUCCCGGAGACAAACCUGUGAAGAAGAUACAGAGCUCCACCAUGGCCUUCAAGCAAAUGGAGCAGAUCUCUCAGUUCCUGAAUGCUGCAGAGAAGUAUGGCGUCACCAAGACAGACAUGUUCCAAACUGUGGACCUCUGGGAAGGGAAGGACAUGGCAGCAGUGCAGAGGACCCUGUCGGCUCUUGGCAGCUUGGCUGUCACCAAGGAUGAGGGCACCUACCAGGGCGACCCAAACUGGUUCUUCAAGAAAGCACAAGAGAACAGGAGAGAUUUCACAGAUGAUCAGAUGAAGGCAGGAAAAAAUGUAAUCGGCCUCCAGAUGGGGUCCAACAAGGGAGCCAGCCAGGAGGGCAUGAGCUAUGGAAGGCCGAGACAAAUCUUGUAAAAUCACCUAAAACCUCUUAAGUCCCAUCACGCUGAUGCACAUUACUCCAUCGUAAGAGCCUGUAAGAACAAAAGAGGUCCCUAUUAAACCCAUCGUUGCUUCGUAGUGUGUUGACAGUAUUUUUUACGAAAUAAUCAACAAAUGAACCCCCCUAAGCACAAACCCCACUGCUGACUUCCGCAGAGCCUCACCUCGCUUUAUGUCCUCACUCCAUUUGCAGACAGCUGAAAAACUAAAAUGGCCAACAUAAAAGUGACACCGCUUAAAGGAGUCCUGCAACUUUGUCACGUUUUGUUGAAGUGACUCUACAGUAGAAUAUAUAUGACAAAAGAUAGCAUAUGACAUAUGACAAAAUGCAUGCUUCCAUUUCCUUCUGAAAUAUUGUAACACCAUUAUGGGGAACCCUCAUUCAUAUCUCCAACUCGCUCUAUGCCUGCUGUAUCAGCACUAAUAUCUUUUGUACAUUUGCAUAUUAAAGAAUGACUGGGAAAUAUA
This is a messenger RNA of Dunckerocampus dactyliophorus (ringed pipefish), 1281 nucleotides long. RefSeq names its product transgelin (gene tagln). Bases 172 to 786 code for a protein of 204 amino acids. The record is from RefSeq and is a predicted model, not a curated record. Gene Ontology annotation, molecular function: protein binding. Lineage: Eukaryota; Metazoa; Chordata; Actinopteri; Syngnathiformes; Syngnathidae. The transcript has 6 exons.